UAUGAAGUAGGGUUGUGGCAUAUGUAAAAAGAACGUCGAUCCAUACUAGUUUGGAGGCCAAAGAAAUCUAUAGUUGAGGAUCCCUGGUUAUCUUUUAUAUCAUGAUUUCUUCCUGACUGUCAUCAUAUCGUCAUUGUUUUGUGUCUCAUAACCCCCACUUUUACAGCUGAUACGAUAAGAGAGUUAAUAGUCGUAUGUCGGGAACGGAGUGUUCAGUUGAUCAAAAAACUACGUGCGAGUGUGAUUGGAAAAAGUGAUAAUUUGCGAGAGUGCUAUACAGUGCUUUGUGUGUGACUAUAAUGCUAUAAACCUUGAUAAUUUUGCAAGUUUUAAAUAGAGUAAUAAAAGAAGUAUUAAGUGAGUUAAAUUUUCUGAGAAAAUAAGUGCAAAACUGUUAUUUUAUCCUUUCACUUUGUUCUGACUAUUGAUUCUCUCAGUACAUUUCCACAUAUAGAUGUCCAAAACAAACGAUAAAUUUGUUGGAUUUUUAUAAUGCUGUAAAAAUACAGUGUGGAGUUGGGAAGAGACGAGAAAUUAAAUUCAAUAUAUAUACUGUUUAUAAAAAUACCAAAAUUUAUUUAAAAGAGUUGUUUUUUGUUAUCAAUAAAAACUGUAAGUUGGCAUGGUAUACCUGACGAGUGCUUGGGGUAUGGGAGAGACUGAUCCUCAGUGUUUGAACACCAACUCAUCCCCAAUUUCAUCCUCAACAUCUUCAACAUCAGCUAGUGCUUUUCUUCAAGAAAAUGACGAAGAAGUUGCUCUUCACCCACUCAAUAAUCAGGUUGGAGGACAUACUCGUCUGUUACUUCUCAACCAGAGCACCAUAUGUAAACCACUGAAUAAAAGAGAACUGGAUUUCUAUCGUAACAUUCCUCAAGAUAUACAAAUGUUUGUUCCUAAAUUUAAAGGUGUUAUUCAAGCUUCAAGUAGUUGUGGAGAAGUAGAAAAGCGAUACAGUCCAAGUUUCAGGGAUCCAGAUAACCAUAAUCAAUCUCAAGUUGGCAAAGGAUCGACUAAGCGGAAACGUGACGAUGUUCUUAGAAUGAAAAUUCACCGUAAAAAUAGUACGGUGGACGUAUUGAAACCUGGAUCACAUUUGGAUAGCGGCUCUAAUAAACAAUAUUUUUUAUUAUUGGAAAAUAUUACGUCAUGUUACACCCACCCGUGUAUAUUGGAUCUUAAAAUGGGUACAAGACAACACGGGGACGACGCUUCUGCAGAGAAACGUAAUAAACAAAUAGCCAAAUGUGCGGCAAGCACAUCUGCGUCUUUAGGUGUGCGGUUGUGUGGCAUGCAGGUUUAUCAAGCAGACACUGAUCAUUAUGUGAAGAGAGAUAAAUACUGGGGUCGAGAGCUCAACGAGGAAGGUUUCAAAGCUGCACUCUACCGCUUCUUCCACAAUGGUUACUGCUUGAGAACUCACGUGAUCCAACGGGUAAUCGCCCGAUUAGAAAGUCUUCGUCGGGCCAUCGAGAGACAAAGCAGCUAUCGUUUUUAUUCUUGUUCCCUGCUAGUUGUUUACGAAGGAUACGUGAUUGAAGACUAUUCUAAUCGCUCAAGAAGUCCUUUAACAACAUUAGGAGUUGAAGAAGAGUCCAAUGAAUCACUUAGUUUCACUGAAAAUCUUACACAUGAUUCUGAUGGAUAUUUAGAUGGAAGUCAAAGUAAUGCAUCGACGGAUUAUCAUCUUAGUCAUGAUGAAGUCAACCAAUUGACCCUUCAUCGAGCAUUUGGUGAAGCUGCUGCACGGGGAGCUAAAAAUGCUACAGGAUUUUAUCCAAUCAAUGAGGAAACUGUUUUCAUGGAUCCACCUUCUGAUUUAAUUAAUGCCACUGUCGUGCCAAGUCAGGACUACGAUAAUUGGAUUGGUUCGUCAUUUGGAAAUGAAAGCAAUAAUAGCGGAAAUAUCAGUACUUCAAGUAGUAGCAGUAGUAGUAGUGAUAGUGGCAAUGAAUAUUGUUGUGUUGGUCAACAUACAAUCACUAACUCGGAUGACAUCAGUUCCGAUUUAGACCUAGGUGGAAAAUGUUCAUUGAAGAGAACACGAUCAAGACAUCGAUUAAGUAUUUAUGAAGGUCAAGAUCACCAAGAAGAAGAACUUAAAUGUGCUACCAAAAGGCUGAGAAUAAAAAGCGAUCAUACAGAUACGCCAGAAAAUUCUAUGGUUGAUGUUAGGAUGAUCGAUUUCGCUCAUACAACUGUAGGUACUUCUAAUCCUGUUUUAGCGUGUCCUUCGAAUACUACUGUUCAUCAAGGACCUGACUGUGGUUUUCUCACUGGUCUUGAUAGCCUAAAACGAUUAUUAAUGGAAAUUUCGUCUGAAGGUUAAUAGAAACAUCAAGAGAACUUUUUUAUAAAGUAUAGGAUCAUCAAGAAGAUGCUAUGAUUCAUCUUUAAAUACGAAUUUUGCUCAUGUCAUCGAUUGCGGUAUUAAUUAAUUAUGGAUUCUAAUAUCGAUAGUCUGAGGUGAUAACUAAGGCAGUGAGAACUGAAAUUUAAAUUUAAAUGAAAAUAAUAACAAGUUUAUUUAUUUUCAUUACAAAUAAAAGGAGGAAAUAUUGUAUAUUUUCUCUGUGAAAGAUAAGUCAAAAUAAUGAAGAUAAAAAUUUGUUCAUUAGAAAUGUUGCCACGUAUGUUGAGUCAUCUAAUUGCUGGCAGUAUGCCAUGCACCGAUGAGGCUGAAGAAGGGUAUUAAAAGAUUAUUAGAUGAAUCAUUUAAACUACCAAUCUUGCGACUGCGUUAUUGGUCUGGAACGAAGUGGAUUAUUCCAGAAUUGUCUCUUAGCUUUGUGGAACAUAAGAAUCAUUCCACAUAAGAUCAAAGAGUUCCUUUAGAAUAAUAUUUCUUUCGUUAUUUUUUAUUUUGCGAUAACUAAUUCGACACAAAUAUUGCUAGAAAAAAACUUAAUCAUACUAACGUGAUUCCUUUAUUUAUUAUCGUACUAAUUGAAAUACAUUUUAUUGUUGACAGAUGUAUAGAAUAAUUUUGGCUCGAAUUAUCUUGUAUAUAUUGUAAAAAUUAAUAUAAAUUAAUUAGGACAAACCAAUUAUGGAAGCAAGAGAGAUGUACAUGAAAAGUACGUUUUUCUUUAAAAAACAAAGUAAUAAUAAAAGGAAAUCUACCGUGAUAUUUUUCAUGAAACCGUGUGUUGGGUCAUGAUUUAGAGUUCAUAAAAAUAUAAAUAAUUAUAUAAUUUUUAUUGUAGCUUAUAUUCAAAUUAAAACGAAAAAACCGUUCUACUCAACAAUUAUAAUAUUUAUUAUGCGCGGGCAAAGUGAUAUAAUACAAUUUAAAGAUAAUAAUGAGCUAAAGUGCUCAAAAUAUUAAAAAUAGGUCUCAUUAUGUUAGGAAGCAUUGAUGCAAAAUAAUAUUUGGGUGUUCAUGGUUCAAAAUAAUUUUAAAGAGAAAUAGAUAUUAGAUUGUAGAAUCAUAGCCAGUUCCGGUACAAAUGAAAUAAAUAUAUAUGUGCAUAAAUAUCUGUAUGUUCCUCAAUAAUACAAAUUAUAAUAUUAAUUAAAAAAUCAGCAUAUUUUUCAUUCAUAAGCAUCUGAAAUAAUCGCAUUCACGUGUCCAUAUCGUUUAAAAAUACAUUUUUGGUAUCUAAGGAAUAUGUGUAAAUUAAAAAAAGAAGUUAUAUUGAUAUAAAAAUUAAGAUACUAAAAAAAACCGAGAUAACUGUGCUUUUGAACAAUAAAUGUACAAAAUGCCUUUGAUUCCAACACAGUUAUACGAUUCACAUUUCUUUGUCCGCAUCAUAAAAAAAUUAUCGUGAUAGCUUCUAGUGCUUUAAUUUAUUUAAUUCAUUUAAAUAAAACGUGAUUAAAUAUGAUUGUACUAAAAAAUUUGUGACUAUUGAUUAAUAGUUGUUUUUUUUUAUUUAGAAAAAUUUAUAAAAUUUUUCGCCAAGAUUUUAGUCUUCUGUAUGCAUUUACAAAAUUAUUCCGUGGGAUGAAUAAUUUUGUGUAUUAUUAAUAAAUUUAAUAUGGU
Chelonus insularis is the source of this 3988-nucleotide messenger RNA. It is a transcript of the gene Ip6k, whose product is annotated as Inositol hexakisphosphate kinase. Gene Ontology annotation, cellular component: nucleus; cytoplasm. Gene Ontology annotation, molecular function: inositol hexakisphosphate kinase activity. NCBI's taxonomy places the organism in Eukaryota, Metazoa, Arthropoda, Insecta, Hymenoptera, Braconidae. Bases 623 to 2329 code for a protein of 568 amino acids. Gene Ontology annotation, biological process: inositol phosphate biosynthetic process; phosphatidylinositol phosphate biosynthetic process. The transcript has 7 exons. The record is from RefSeq and is a predicted model, not a curated record.